CCAAGCAUUCCAAAGCUCUGAGUUGGAACUAGAGCAGGAGAACUGAACUGUUGCAGCACAGUCCAGCACAAGACGUUUUUAACAGUCAUUAAGAGAACCAUAUUCUGCAAUAAAAAAAAAACUUUGGAAACUGUCUCUGCGAACACCAAAGAUGGCUGGGAUUGUAGCCUGCGUCUUCCUUUCUUGUGUCACCCUAAUCAAUGCCCAGGCUCAGACCGCUUUCCUGGAGUACAUACAAGGAAGGAUGGGAGUUUUGGAGGACAGAAUUUCUCAAUGGCACGACCAGAGCUCUCGAUACAGCUCAGAACUUCGAGAAUUCAAGAACCAGGUGCUGAAAUUGCUGGAGAAUAUAGAAAAAGAGCGUGAUGGUCUGAGGAACGAGAUGGAGAAUACAAAUAUCCGUGUGGAUCGGUUGGAGAGAGAGGUAGACUACAUAGAGACCCAAAACCCAGCACCUUCAUGCGUGGAGGUUGAUGAAAAAUUGACCGAGCUCCACAUUGAGAAAAAGAAGAAGAAUGAAAAAUAUGCAAAACUGAUAGGUUGCCCAACGGCUGGUACUCCAGGAAGUUUGGAAAUCGAUGAGAUGCUGGACCAUCCUCCUAACAUCCGGAAAUCAUACUGCAGUGACACUAUAUCACAAGUUAAUGCUAUGAAAAUACUGAAACGUUUCGGAACAACUGCCGGUCUUUGGACGAAGGACCCUAUUGGGAAUUCAGAAAAGAUCUAUGUUUUCGAUGGAGCUGGUAAUGACACGUUGUAUAUUUUCAACCGCAUGAAAGAAUUCACCUUGUCCUCUUCCACACGGAAGGCAAGUAAAAUCAAACUACCAUUCCCUUGGAUUGGCACUGGACAUGUAGUUUACGGUGGCAACCUGUUCUACAUCCGACAAGGUGAUGAAUUUCAACUUAUCAAGUUCAAUUUGGUCAACAAAACUGUGGUUGACAGUGCCGUGCUCCCAAUAGAAGAACAAGUGCCAGUAUAUGGUCUAUCUAAAUUUAAUUAUAUAGAUAUAGUUGCAGACGAAGAAGGGCUUUGGGCUAUAUAUGCAACAAAGGAGAAUGAGAAGAACAUCUGUUUAGCCAAACUGGAUCCAAACAAUCUCGGGAUUGAGCAAAUGUGGGAUACUCCCUGUCCAAUAGAAAAUGCUGAAAGUGCUUUUGUGGUCUGUGGCUCACUAUAUGUUGUGUACAAUACCAAGCUCCCAAGUCGUUCUCGCAUUCAAUGUGUCUUUGAUGUUAGCGGCACCAUAUCCAGUGAAAAUGUCCCCGUUGUUUACUUUCCGAAGAGGUAUGGAGCCCAUUCAAGCAUGAAAUAUAACCCUAAAGAAAAACAAAUCUAUGCCUGGGAUGAUGGUUAUCAAAUCUUAUACAAGUUAAGCAUGAAACCCAAAGAAGACCUGUAUUAGAUGGAGUUGGAGUUAAGAAUACUAUUUUUUUAAUUUUAUUUUUGUCAUUGAUCCGCUUCCAUUUAUUUGAGAAUGUUAAAGCAUUCUAUCCUUUAGUAUUGGGUAACACACAUAGCUUUAUGUAUUUGAUAUUGAAAAACUAGU
Pelobates fuscus (common spadefoot toad) is the source of this 1549-nucleotide messenger RNA. It is a transcript of the gene OLFML3, whose product is annotated as olfactomedin like 3. The record is from RefSeq and is a predicted model, not a curated record. The transcript is spliced from 4 exons. Gene Ontology annotation, biological process: signal transduction. Bases 152 to 1405 code for a protein of 417 amino acids. Lineage: Eukaryota; Metazoa; Chordata; Amphibia; Anura; Pelobatidae.